UUCAGAUCUACAGUUUGAAGAUGGGUGUAACCAACAUGUAAUGUAGCACAAGAGCUGUCAGGCUCCAUUUCCUGCAGAGACACAUGUUGUUCAGAUCGCAGCUCAAACUUGUUUCAUUUCUCAGGAAGUGAAACUAAGACAGUCGUUGCCACUGAGAGCUGAAAUGGCACAGAAAGGAGUUCAGCUGGACCGAGAAACCUUCUCUUGUUCCAUCUGUCUGGAUCUACUGAAGGAUCCGGUGACUAUUCCCUGUGGACACAGCUACUGCAUGAGCUGUAUUAAAGGCUUCUGGGAUGAAGAGGAUCAGAGGAAGAUCUACAGCUGCCCUCAGUGCAGACAGACCUUCACACCGAGGCCUGUCCUGGUGAAAAACACCAUGUUAGCAGCUUUAGUGGAGCAGCUGAAAAAGACUGGACUACAAGCUGCUCCUGCUGAUCACUGCUAUGCUGGACCUGAAGAUGUGGCCUGUGAUGUCUGCACUGGGAGGAAGCUGAAAGCCCACAAGUCCUGUCUGGUGUGUCUGACUUCUUACUGUGAGAAACACCUCCAGUUUCAUUAUGAAUCACCUAGAUUUAAAAAACACAAGCUGGUCGACCCCUCGGAGAAGCUCCAGGAGAACAUCUGCUCUCGUCAUGAUGAGGUGAUGAAGAUGUUCUGUCGUACUGAUCAGCAGAGUAUCUGUUAUCUCUGCUCUGUGGAUGAACAUAAAGGCCACGACACAGUCUCAGCUGCAGCAGAAAGGACUGAGAGGCAGAGAGAGCUCGAGGUGAGUCGACAAAACAUCCAGCAGAGAAUCCAGGACAGAGAGAAAGAUGUGAAGCUGCUUAGACAGGAACUGAAGGCCGUCAAUCGCUCUGCUGAUAAAGCAGUGGAGGACAGUGAGAAGAUCUUCACUGAGCUGAUCUGUCUCAUCCAGAAAAGAAGCUCUGAUGUGAAGCAGCAGAUCAGAUCCCAGCAGGAAACUGAAGUGAGUCGAGUCAAAGAGCUUCAGGAGAAGCUGGAGCAGGAGAUCACUGAGCUGAAGAGGAAAGAUGCUGAACUGAAGCAGCUGUCACACACAGAGGAUCACAACCAGUUUCUACACAACUACCCCUCACUGUCACAACUCAGUGCAUCUACAGACUCAUCCAGCAUCAAUAUCCAUCCUCUGAGAUACUUUGAGGAUGUGACAGCAGCUGUGUCAGAGCUCAGAGAUCAACUACAGGACAUCCUGAGGGAGAAAUGGACAAACAUCUCACUGACAGUGACUGAAGUGGACGUUUUACUGUCAGAACCAGAACCCAAGACCAGAGCUGGAUUCUUAAAAUAUUCACGUGAAAUCACACUGGAUCCAAACACAGCAAACACACAUCUGUUUUUGUCUGAGGAGAACAGAAAAGUAUUCAUGAGUCAACAACAGUCUUAUUCUAGUCACCCAGACAGAUUCACUGUAUGCAGUCAGGUCCUGAGUAGAGAGAGUCUGACUGGACGUUGUUACUGGGAGGUGGAGUGGAGCGGGAGAGGAGUUCAUGUAGCAGUCGCAUACAAGAAUAUCAGCAGAGCAGGAGACUCAAAGGAAUGUGGAUUUGGAUUUAAUGACAAAUCUUGGAUGUUAAAUUGUUUUGCUAACAGUUAUAUAUUUUGGUUCAACAACAUCUCAACUCGCGUCUCAGGUCCUCGGUCCUCCAGAGUAGGAGUGUACCUGGAUCACAGAGCAGGUAUUCUGUCCUUCUACAGCGUCUCUGAAACCAUGACUCUCCUCCACAGAGUCCAGACCACAUUCACUCAGCCUCUCUAUGCUGGACUUCAGCUUUAUUAUUAUGGAGGCACAGCUGAGUUGUGUUCAUUUAAAUCUAAAGCUCCUCACAUCCUGUGCAGCAGACACGGCGACCAGGGAGCAUGUUUCAGCAGCUGUGGCUUUGUGGAAGAAGCUGUGGAUUUGCUGAGCGGCAGCCUGACCCACGAUGGGCUCCAGCUCGGCGGGGGCGGCGUUACAGAGCUGCUGGAUGCUGGGGAAAUGCUGCAGCAGGGCCAGAGCUUUGACCCUGCCCACCCCCGGGACCUGCUGUACCAGGGCCAGGACCAGGGGGUCCAACAGCCCAGACGCACUCCUCCGCCUGAAAGGGUUCUCCCUGCUCUCCACAUGGACCUGCAGAGGAUCAGAGCAGCAUCAGACAGCUUCUGCCCGCUGACCGGCAGGAGAGUCAGGCCGAGGUCAAACACCACAAACUUCUGGACAGCAGAGAAGUACUGCUCACUGAGUCUGGUGUUCUCCACCAGCACCAGCUGCUGGAAGCUGCUGCUGGCCUUCAAAUCAGGAGGGACGGAAGUGAAACUAAGACAGUCGUUACCACUGAGAGCUGAAAUGGCGCAGAAAGAUCAGCUGGACCGAGAAAUCUUCUCUUGUUCCAUCUGUCUGGAUCUACUGAAGGAUCCGGUGGCUAUUCCCUGUGGACACAGCUACUGCAUGAGCUGUAUUAAAGGCUUCUGGGAUGAAGAGGAUCAGAGGAAGAUCUACAGCUGCCCUCAGUGCAGACAGGCCUUCACACCGAGGCCUGUCCUGGUGAAAAACACCAUGUUAGCAGCUUUAGUGGAGCAGCUGAAGAAGACUGGACUCCAAGCUGCUCCUGCUGAUCACUGCUAUGCUGGACCUGAAGAUGUGGCCUGUGAUGUCUGCACUGGGAGGAAGCUGAAAGCCCUCAAGUCCUGUCUGGUGUGUCUGGCCUCUUACUGUGAGAAACACCUGCAGCCUCAUUAUGAUGCAGCUCCACUAAAGAAACACAAGCUGGUCGACCCCUCGGAGAAGCUCCAGGAGAACAUCUGCUCUCGUCAUGAUGAGGUGAUGAAGAUGUUCUGCCGUACUGAUCAGCAGAGUAUCUGUUAUCUCUGCUCUGUGGAGGAACAUAAAGGCCACGACACAGUCUCAGCUGCAGCAGAAAGGACUGAGAGGCAGAGAGAGCUCGAGGUGAGUCGACAAAACAUCCAGCAGAGAAUCCAGGACAGAGAGAAAGAUGUGAAGCUGCUUCAACAGGAGGUGGAGGCCGUCAAUCGCUCUGCUGAUAAAGCAGUGGAGGACAGUGAGAAGAUCUUCACUCAGCUGAUCCGUCUCAUCCAGAAAAGAAGCUCUGAUGUGAAGCAGCAGAUCAGAUCCCAGCAGGAAACUGAAGUGAGUCGAGUCAAAGAGCUUCAGGAGAAGCUGGAGCAGGAGAUCACUGAGCUGAAGAGGAAAGAUGCUGAACUGAAGCAGCUCUCACACACAGAGGAUCACAACCAGUUUCUACACAACUACCCCUCACUGUCACAACUCAGUGCAUCUACAGACUCAUCCAGCAUCAAUAUCCGUCCUCUGACAUACUUUGAGGAUGUGACAGCAGCUGUGUCAGAGCUCAGAGAUCAACUACAGGACAUCCUGAGGGAGAAAUGGACAAACAUCUCACUGGCAGUGACUGAAGUGGACGUUUUACUGUCAGAAGCAGAACCCAAGACCAGAGCUGGAUUCUUAAAAUAUUCACAUGAAAUCACACUGGAUCCAAACACAGCAAACACACAUCUGUUAUUAUCUGAGGGGAACAGAAAAACAACAUUCAUGAGUCAACAACAGUCUUAUUCUAGUCACCCAGACAGAUUCACUGGAUAUCAUCAGGUCCUGAGUAGAGAGAGUCUGACUGGACGUUGUUACUGGGAGGUGGAGUGGAGCGGGUCAGGAGUUUAUGUAGCAGUCGCAUACAAGAAUAUCAGCAGAGCAGGAAAGUCGAAUGAAUGUGGAUUUGGAUUUAAUAACAAAUCUUGGAUGUUAGAUUGUAACACUGACAGUUAUGAAUUUUGGUUCAACAACAUCAAAACUCCCGUCUCAGGUCCUCGGUCCUCCAGAGUAGGAGUGUACCUGGAUCACAGAGCAGGUAUUCUGUCCUUCUACAGCGUCUCUGAAACCAUGACUCUCCUCCACAGAGUCCAGACCACAUUCACUCAGCCUCUCUAUGCUGGAUUACGUCUUUAUUAUGGAGGCACAGUUGAGUUGUGUAAAGUCAAAUAGACAGAAGUCAUUUCAGACUUCAUGUGUCAGAUUCUGUUGUAAUUCUUCAUGU
Messenger RNA from Thunnus maccoyii (southern bluefin tuna), 4064 nucleotides. RefSeq lists its product as uncharacterized. Gene Ontology annotation, molecular function: zinc ion binding; protein binding. The record is from RefSeq and is a predicted model, not a curated record. Lineage: Eukaryota; Metazoa; Chordata; Actinopteri; Scombriformes; Scombridae. The coding region runs from base 164 to 4012 and encodes 1282 amino acids. The transcript is spliced from 5 exons.